This is a messenger RNA of Sclerotinia borealis F-4128, 1599 nucleotides long. The record is from the annotation of a GenBank genome assembly. Lineage: Eukaryota; Fungi; Ascomycota; Leotiomycetes; Helotiales; Sclerotiniaceae.
AUGGCUCUCACACAAGCAGCGGGAAAUUCUACCAAUAAUGCCUUCAAGGACAAGGAGAAGCCUAUGGCCGUUCGAAAUGCCAACAUUUUGGCUGCCAGAGCUGUCGCAGAUGCAUGCAGAACCUCCCUCGGUCCCAGAGGAAUGGACAAGAUGAUUCAAGACGGCAAAGGAGGAACACUUAUUACAAAUGACGGAAGCACUAUGAUGAAAAGUAUGGCCGUUAUGCAUCCUUCUGCGAAGAUGUUGGUGGAUCUCUCAGCAGCACAAGAUGUGGAAGCCGGAGAUGGAACCACUUCAGUUGUAGUUAUUUGCGGAAGUCUGCUGGGCGCCGCAGAUAAAUUACUAGGAAAAGGAAUACACCCUUCAGUUAUUGCCGAGUCAUUCCAAAGAGCAGCUGCGGCAGCGGUUCAGGUUCUCCACGAUAUGUCGGUCCCAGUUGCUCUCAGUGACACUGCAACCCUUCUACAAGCCGCCAACACAUCUCUUUCUUCCAAAAUCGUUUCACAAUACUCAAAUCUUCUCGGUCCUAUGGCAGUGAACGCUGUUACAAAGACAAUCGAUAUCAAGACUGCUGAAAAUGUGGACUUGAAGAAUAUUAGAAUAGUUAAAAAGGCUGGAGGUACCAUCGAAGAUAGUGAGAUGGUUGAGGGAGUAGUUUUGACACAAGGUGUCUUGAAGAACGGAGGUGGACCUAUCAGAAUGGAGAAGGCAAAGAUUGGGCUUAUUCAAUUUCAACUCAGUCCUCCAAAGCCUGAUAUGGAAAAUCAAAUCGUUGUCAACGACUACAGACAAAUGGAUAAAAUUUUGAAAGAAGAGCGAACCUAUUUGUUGAAUUUAGUUAAAAAGAUCAAGAAGGCGAAGUGUAACGUUUUGUUGAUCCAAAAGUCUAUCCUCCGUGACGCAGUUAACGAACUCUCCCUUCACUUCCUUGCUAAACUCAACAUUCUCUGCAUUAAAGAUAUCGAACGUGAUGAAGUAGAAUUCAUCUGCAAAUCCACUGGCUGCAAACCCAUUGCCGACAUCGAUUCCUUCACUGAAGAUAAACUUGGCUCAGCCGACCUCGUAGAAGAAGCCCAAACUUCCGGUUCUAGACUCGUCAAAAUCACCGGUACCAAGAGUGCCGGCAAGACCGUCUCCAUCGUCUGCCGUGGCGCCAACUCCCUCAUUCUCGACGAAGCCGAGCGCAGUCUCCACGACGCCCUUUGCGUCGUCCGAUGUUUAGUCAAGAAGAAGGCACUGAUUGCCGGUGGAGGAGCCCCCGAGAUUGAAAUCGCAUCGCAGUUAGCACGACAAGCACGAGAAUUAACCGGCACCGAAGCCAUCUGCUGGAAAGCCUUCGCCGACGCCAUGGAAGUGAUCCCCACGACGCUCGCCGAGAACGCCGGUCUCAACAGCAUCAAAGUUGUCACCGAACUGCGCCACAAACAUGCCAACGGAGAGAAAAACGCAGGUGUCAGUAUCAAGAGUGGAGGUGUCAAGGUCGAUAUCGCUGAUGAGAAUGUGUUGCAACCGCUUUUGGUCAGCACGAGUGCUAUUGAAUUGGCGGCUGAGACGGUGAAAAUGAUUUUACGUAUUGAUGACAUCGCUUUAUCCAGAUAA